Messenger RNA from Periconia digitata, 1278 nucleotides. Lineage: Eukaryota; Fungi; Ascomycota; Dothideomycetes; Pleosporales; Periconiaceae. The record is from the annotation of a GenBank genome assembly.
AUGCUGUUCCUCAUGUCGACCGCAAAUUCCCCCACCAGUGGGCGCCUGACACCCUCGUGGGUAUCCAACUUGACAAGGAGAGGCAGCAAGUCGCCUUCCAUCGAGGACCGCAGCUCAAAUCCGGGCGGAUUGCUUGUUCCGGGCCAAGCGUCGAGAUCCAGCGACAGCGAAGGUUCGCGCUCUAUCCAUUCGACUCGAUCUGACGGUUCCCAAACUCGGACCUUUAUCGGUCGAAUCAGCAACAAGUUUCAGAGGAAGAGAAGCCCAUCCACUGCCGGUUACGAUGCUCUCACACCGCCAAUUCUCGGACUAAAGGACUUCAAAGCCGGACCCUUCCACGACUGGAAAGCGGCCUUCGCAAAGUACAAUCAACUAGUCACCAACCAGGUUUCCAAAGACGGAUCAGGCCAGUCAAAAGAGUUUGCGGAUAUAUGCGCGGAACUCGAGAAACAAUGCGGGGGACCCUUCAUCCACGGACUCCCUGAGCCUGUAUUCGAUCUGGCACUACUUUGGUGUCCCACGGGAGCUCAGUACAGGAAACAACAUCCUGCAUUACACCCGUCUUGGAGCUGGACAGGUUGGGAGGGUGCGGGCGUGAACUUCCCGUUUGACCCAUACAACUGCCCCGACAUUCGACAAUCCGAGGGCGACUUUCUCCGAUCCGAAAUCUUCUAUUAUAACUUGGGGCCCUCCAACUCACCGUGGACCGUCCGACGUUUGAGAGACCAAAAGGUACGACUGCAAGUGCCAUAUCAUGGGCCUUUUCGGGGCAAUACCCAUCCUACUACAGAGACGGACACACUGCGAUUUGCUGCCUUCACCAUCCCCGCCGAGAGCUUUAAGAUGUGCCAAGUGGUGGACGAUGACAAGCACAGGAUGCCUUACAGUGAGCUCAUGGACAAGGAGAAUCGCCACUGCGGAAAUAUCAUGGACUAUAGGCAUCUCAUCUCAGCUAGUGACGAUAGAGAGCGAAAGUUUGAGUACGUCUUGCUCUCACGUAGUCGGCGGUGCCCCGCGAAAGCCGAUACGACGCGCCCUUCGAGCAACGUAGCUCAUCCCCCCGGAACCCCGAUCUGGAAAGACGACAGAUUCCUGUGGGACGAGGCUCUGGAAGACUUUGACGAUUCCCAUUUCAACGACAGUGAGUGGUGCAUGCUCAAUGUGAUGCUUGUCGAGUAUCAGGACGAGGGAUGGUGGGAGAGGGUGGCUAUCGGGCAGAUGCACGAGGAGGUGUGGCAGGCUCAGAAUCCGACACGCAAAGACAUUGUUCUUCGGUGA